This is a messenger RNA of Anolis sagrei ordinatus, 1425 nucleotides long. The record is from RefSeq and is a predicted model, not a curated record. Lineage: Eukaryota; Metazoa; Chordata; Lepidosauria; Squamata; Anolidae.
AUGGUAUUUCUUGUAACUCUGGGGCUGCUUGCGUUAUAUGCCAGCCUUUUCAUUCUAGUCUUCGGGAUCACGUGGGGGAUUUAUUACGAUCAGAGCAAGAUACACAUCCCCUCAGAAAUCAAAUACCCUGGAAGAGUACGACUUUAUCAUAUCAUCACCUUAUUUGGAGGAGCUCUGAAAACAUUUGUUAAAAAAGUUGGCUUGCGCAAUCAAUUCAAAUUGGUUGAGUGGUUGUUCAGAACAUUUACACCCAAGUGGAGCCCAACACUGACGAUCAAGGACUUGAUUUUUGAUGACAUUCCGGUCAGAGUGUAUUGGCCCAAAACAACUCCUUCUGGGAAGAGAAGAGGAGUGGUUCUCAUUCCAACAGGUGGUGGAAUUAUGGGAAAUAUUGGGAUAAGUGACGCACAAUGCCGCUACAUUGCCCAGCAAACGGAUUCUGUCAUUAUGUCUGUUGGGUUUCGUUUGGCUCCAGAGCAUCCAUUCCCAAUCCCAGAGAUGGACUGCUGCAUAGCUACUAAGCACUUUUUGAAAAAUGCAGAGAAAUACGGAGUGGACCCAAAUCGCAUUGUUCUCUAUGGUGAAUGUGGCGGAGGGACAUUUGCUGCAGUCGUGUGUCAAUAUUUGGCAGUCAGGAAAGAUCUCCCAAAGCUAGGAGGCCAGAUCCUCGUCUAUCCGAUGUUGCAAUCCAUCGAUUUCAAUUUGCCUUCUUAUCAGCAAUACCAUUCGGUCCCUUUGUUGUUCAAGAAACAGGCCUUGAAGCUUGCUACCCUGCUUCUGACUGGGAAGGAGAUCAAUGUGGAGGGCAUCAUGAAGAAUGCUCAUUUACCCAAACAUGUGUGGAUGAAAUACAGGAAAUGGGUCAAUCCCGAUGACAUUCCAGAAAGAUUUAAGGGCAGGGGUUACGUGCCCAUGGAGCGGCCUCCUUUUAACCAAGAACUUUACGAAACCAUAAAAGAAUCCCUCGACCCCAUGUAUUCCCCACUUUUAGCAGAGGAUGACGUGAUCCGCCGGCUCCCCAAGACUUUCCUUUUAACCUGUGAAUACGAUAUUUUCCGAGAUGACGGGCUCUUGUUCAAGAAACGGCUAGAGGACAACGGCGUCCCAGUGACGUGGUAUCACCUCGAGGACGAAUUCCACGGAUCAUUGUUUAGGUUUCGUAGUUGGCCAGUGGAAUACCCUACACGGAAACUCCAUUGCCAGCAUAUAAAUAAUUUCAUUAGCAGUAUAUAAAACACAUGUUUUAUUUUAUUGUCGAAGGGUUUCAUGGCUGGAAUCACUGGGUUGUUUUAGGUUUUUCAGGCUGUAUGGCCAUUUCCUAGAAGCAUUCUCUCCUGACGUUUCACCUGCAUCUAUGGCAGGCAUCCUUUGUGGUUGUGAGGUCUAUUGGAAGUUAGCAAAAUUGGGUUUAUAUAUCUGUGGAAA